Molecule: messenger RNA, 2519 nt
Organism: Quercus robur (English oak)
Lineage: Eukaryota; Viridiplantae; Streptophyta; Magnoliopsida; Fagales; Fagaceae
Exons: 12
Coding region: 231-2372 (713 amino acids)
Biological process (GO): protein K48-linked deubiquitination
Cellular component (GO): cell periphery; cytosol
Molecular function (GO): cysteine-type deubiquitinase activity; cysteine-type carboxypeptidase activity; K48-linked deubiquitinase activity
Source: RefSeq, a predicted model, not a curated record
GUAUAUAUAAAUCUUCUUGGCCUCUCUCUCUAACACACUUUUUCUUAUAUAAAGACCAAUUCUCUCAAAUUAUCUGUCCGCGACCCGAAAACCGAGUGCGUAAACUGCUACUUCCCAGAGACGAAAUUGUGUGUGUGAAUCCCAAAUCGAAAAAAAGAAAAAAGAAAUUGUGUGUGUGAGUCUUCGUCGUGAUCAAUCUCUCUCUCUCUCUCUCUCUAGCUACAGUAAAAAUGGCGUCGUCUUCUACUGAAGAACCACAGCCACAACCACAACCUCAACCACAGCAGCAAGUGAAGGAGUGCGCUCACAAAACCAAGCUUAUUCAAUUCUUAGGUCGUACAACUCCUAUCGUUCUCCAAAACGACAAUGGCCCCUGCCCUCUCCUCGCUAUCUGUAAUGUUCUUCUACUGAGGAAUAACUUGAAUUUGAGUCCAGAUACAACAGAAGUCUCGCAGGAGAAAUUGCUUUCACUAGUUGCUGAAAGAUUAAUUGAUUCCAACAGUAAUGCCAAUAAUAAGGAUGAAGGUUAUAUUGAAAAUCAACAACAGAACAUUUCUGAUGCCAUUGAUCUGCUUCCUCGACUUGCAACUGGCAUUGAUGUAAAUAUACAAUUCAGGAGAAUAAACGAUUUUGAGUUUACUCCAGAGUGUGCCAUAUUUGACCUGCUGGACAUUCCACUCUAUCAUGGCUGGAUAGUUGAUCCACAGGAUCAUGAAACUGCUAAUGCAAUUGGUUUAAAGUCCUAUAAUACUCUCACGGGGGAGCUUGUAGCCCUGGAAACACAGAAUAUGGAAGGUAUACAUAAGAAUAAUCCUGAAGAAGAUUGUAUUGAUUUUGCUGCUGCAACAACUGCAGCUCUAGGAGUCCCUUCUCCAUGUCUUUCAAAGGCUACCUCUUUCGAUGAUUCUCCACGUUCAGUCUCUGAUAAUCAGAAAGGAAGAAAGGGGGACCUUGAAGAAGAAGCAGAGCUUUUGAGAGCUAUAGAGUUGUCUGUCGCUGACAAUUCAACUGCAGUGGGUGAUCCUCAUAUCAGUGGAGGGACUCAGUCUGUCAAUUCAAAUGAAGGGGUGUGCCUUAAGGAGGUUAUGCCUGUAGAUUUUGUAAAUGGGUUAGAGAAGUGUCAUGGUGUUGAAUAUAACAAUAUUCAUAAGUCGGAACCAUCUGUAGUAGGUGACUGCAAUGCUGCAAACAAUCACAAUCCAAUAUCUUUAAAAAAUACCCCUGGGCAAGCAUCUAGUUCAUAUUUGAAGACUGAUGUGGGAGAUCUCCUUCAUCAAUCAAUUUAUGCAGAAUCUGCAGAAAGUAUCCUUCAUAAUGAUAUUGUUGAAAAAAGCAGUGUUGAUACCUUGCUCCAAAGUGGAAGUGCCCCUUCCAUUUCUCCUGGAAAAGACACUGAAUCUGUCCAUGAGAGUCAUGUGGAUAUUACUAGAGGGAGUGAAGAACUUCAGAAGGAAUCCACUUUUACAACUGAUGUUCAUGAAUCUGCAGAUAAGCAAGAUGGGUGUAGUACAACAGAAUUAUCAAGCUUAUCUUCACCAUAUGCUGAUUCAGAUUCAUCUAGUGGGAGAAUUCAGCACAUAGAUGGUGCCGAAGCUUUGACUUCAAGUGUUGAUGGCAGUGAGCCCAUGUAUGAAGGAGAGGAAUGUAUAUUGGAUUCAAGAACUGCAGUUUUUGAGGACCGAGAACCUGUGUAUGAAGGUGAGGUGGUUCUUGCAGAACAAGCAGACAAAAGCACCAUAAAUGCCUUUAAUGUGAAGUCCAAGGAUGAAAUCACCCCACAACAAGGUGAGCUGAUCAGGAGCUUUUUGAAGAACAAUGCUAGUCAGUUGACCAUUUAUGGCCUUUUCUGCUUACAAGAUGGCCUUAAAGAAAGAGAACUUUGUGUUUUCUUCCGUAACAAUCAUUUCAGCACCAUGUUCAAGUUUGAUGGUGAACUUUAUCUUCUAGCUACAGACCAAGGUUACAUAAAUCAGUCUGAUUUGGUAUGGGAAAAACUAAAUGAGGUCAAUGGGGAUACAUUGUUCAUGACAGGUAACUUCAAGGAAUUUAAGAUUGAAAGUCGUGCAAAUGACAACUGGGAUGAACAUAAUGUUAUGGCCAGCACAGCUGAUUAUCUUGCCAGCAUCGACAGUGCAUCACAAGCGGGUUUUGAUCUAAAUUCUGAUCUGCAAUUGGCAAUUGCUCUGCAACAACAGGAGUUUGAGCAACAACCGCAACGUCAGAAUGUGCAGCAACCAUCACCCGUUAGUGGCAAUUCAAAGCUGGUUGUAGGUCCCCAGGGGCCAAGAAACAAUGGCAGAAACCCAUCCUCGUCCUCUUCCUCCAGACCUGAAGCAAAAGCAAAAGAAAAAGAAAAGUGUACUGUGAUGUGAAUUGUUCAUGCAGGCAGUUUGGAAGUUUGUUGUAAAUGGUGUGUUGGCUCCUUUGUAUUCCAGGAUAUUAAUCAAACUGUAUUUUCCGUAUAUGUGAAUAAUGGAAGUAUAUAGUACCACAUGGCUAGGCCCUCCAAUCUCCGCUAA